Messenger RNA from Pipistrellus nathusii (Nathusius's pipistrelle), 1569 nucleotides. The record is from the annotation of a GenBank genome assembly. NCBI's taxonomy places the organism in Eukaryota, Metazoa, Chordata, Mammalia, Chiroptera, Vespertilionidae.
AUGGCGGCGGUUGCUGCGGCGAUGAGGUGGUGGCUGCUGCUAGUAAUGAGUGCAGAGGUGCUGGGGACCAGCGGCACCCCACAGCCACCUAAUAUCCUACUCCUGCUCAUGGACGAUAUGGGGUGGGGUGACCUGGGAGUAUAUGGAGAGCCUUCCAGAGAGACCCCGAAUUUGGACCGGAUGGCCGCUGAGGGCAUGCUUUUCUCAAACUUCUACACAGCCAACCCCCUGUGCUCACCAUCCAGAGCGGCCCUGCUCACGGGACGUCUGCCCAUCCGCAACGGCUUCUACACCACCAACGCGCAGGCCAGGAACGCCUAUACGCCUCAGGAGAUCGUGGGCGGCAUCCCGGACACCGAGCUCCUCCUGCCCGAGCUGCUGAAGGGGGCCGGCUACGUCAGCAAGAUCGUGGGCAAGUGGCAUCUGGGCCACAGGCCUCGGUUCCACCCCCUGAAGCAUGGAUUUGAUGAGUGGUUUGGAUCCCCCAACUGUCAUUUUGGACCUUAUGACAACAGGGCCAGGCCCAACAUCCCUGUGUACCGGGACUGGGAGAUGGUCGGCAGAUUUUAUGAAGAGUUUCCAAUUAAUCAAAACACUGGAGAAGCCAACCUGACCCAGAUCUACUUGCAGGAAGCCCUGGAUUUCAUUAAGAGGCAGCAGGCGGCUCAGCACCCCUUCUUUCUCUACUGGGCCAUCGACGCCACACACGCGCCCGUUUAUGCUUCUAAGCCUUUCCUGGGCACCAGUCAGCGAGGGCGGUACGGCGACGCUGUCCGGGAGAUCGAUGACAGCGUGGGGAAGAUCCUGAACCUGCUUCGGGACCUGAAGAUCGCGGAGAACACAUUUGUUUUCUUCACAUCUGACAAUGGUGCUGCCCUCAUUUCUGCUCCCAAAGAAGGAGGCAGUAAUGGCCCCUUUCUGUGCGGAAAGCAGACCACAUUUGAAGGUGGGAUGAGGGAGCCUGCGAUUGUGUGGUGGCCCGGGCGCAUCCCUGCAGGCCAGGUGAGCCACCAGCUGGGCAGCAUCAUGGACCUCUUUACCACCAGCCUGUCCCUCGCAGGCCUGGAGCCACCCGGUGACAGGGUGAUUGAUGGCCUUGACCUCCUCCCCGCCAUGCUGCAGGGCCAGCUGAUGGAGAGGCCGAUAUUCUAUUACCGUGGCAACACACUGAUGGCUGUCACCCUGGGCCAGUACAAGGCCCACUUCUGGACCUGGACCAAUUCCUGGGAGGAGUUCAGACAGGGCGUUGAUUUCUGCCCUGGACAGAAUGUCUCAGGAGUCACCACCCACACGCAGGAGGAGCACACGAAGCUGCCCCUCAUCUUCCACCUGGGACGAGACCCAGGAGAGCGGUAUCCCCUCAGCUUUGCCAGCACCGAGUACCUGAACGUCCUUGGCAGGAUCACCCCAGUUGUUCAGCAGCAUCAGGAGGCCUUGGUCCCUGGACAGCCCCAGCUCAAUGUGUGCAACCAGGCAGUCAUGAACUGGGCACCCCCAGGCUGUGAAAAGUUAGGGAAGUGCCUGACGCCCCCGGAGUCUGUUCCUGUGAAGUGCUUCUGGCCCCACUAG